This is a messenger RNA of Aspergillus caelatus, 712 nucleotides long. RefSeq lists its product as uncharacterized. Bases 286 to 495 code for a protein of 69 amino acids. Lineage: Eukaryota; Fungi; Ascomycota; Eurotiomycetes; Eurotiales; Aspergillaceae. The record is from RefSeq and is a predicted model, not a curated record. The transcript has a single exon.
GCAAAGGCCAUGAUGCAUGUAACUGUAAAAAUUUUUUUCGCCCAUCAACACAGCAUUGACCAAGUAUUGGCCCAUUAGGAAGCUAAACAGUCAGCUCGAGGACCUACUUGCCGCAAGUAAAGUAUGAUAUUAGGUCUAAUAUGCAGGCUGCACGCUGAUUGGGGGCUGCAGCGACUGUUUUGCUGGCGGAUACUUUUUUCUCCAUAGCUCAUGUGGAGCCACGCAACGCUCACCGCUUCAUCAGUUCGCAGCUGGUGGGUUUCGCCCAGCCGCCUCGUACAGUAGAUGCGAGGCCGUUUGGUUGUUAUUGUUUGGUUGUGGUUGUUGUUGUUGUUGUUGUUUUUGGCUCGCCUUCCUCGUCGCCUUACACCCGGAUCCAGUGGUGAUGGCUUUUCUUUGGGUUCGGGUGAUGCUUCUCACUCAUUUGCGAGGCGAUCUUGGCUCUAUACAAUCCCGGAUGAAGAUCGUUCGCACUUUGCAACCUCACAACCAUGACCCUGGGGCAUAUUGACCCUCACUCCCGAAGGCAUCUACGAAAGAUAGCCAUCUCGCGCUAAUCUCGGAGAGUUUGAUCACGAUACCGCAUGUCAUAUGAGCAGUUGAUAUGGUAACAAACGGAAUGAAUGGGGCAUGCUUUUUUAGUCACACUACAAGAAUGUCCGAAUGAAGCCUUAGCGUGGAAAAAGUGGGCCCCCUCGCUUCAUCAGCAACG